Messenger RNA from Drosophila sulfurigaster albostrigata, 3067 nucleotides. RefSeq names its product males-absent on the first protein (gene mof). The transcript has a single exon. NCBI's taxonomy places the organism in Eukaryota, Metazoa, Arthropoda, Insecta, Diptera, Drosophilidae. The coding region runs from base 71 to 2953 and encodes 960 amino acids. Gene Ontology annotation, molecular function: histone acetyltransferase activity. Gene Ontology annotation, biological process: regulation of DNA-templated transcription. The record is from RefSeq and is a predicted model, not a curated record.
UUAUACACAAUGUGGUCAUAUUGAAGCACAAUAGCCGAGUUGUUUUUUACAUUUAGCAGCAAAGCGCAGAAUGGAAAGAUCGGAAGAGUUUAUGAAAUAUUUGCGAUUCAAAACAAAAGAAACACAUGGCAACAUACCAGACUGGGAGCGGCCAUCAACGAGCAGCAAUCCACCACGCUCUCCGCCACCCGAUGACGAUACAGCCUCCGAGCUGAAUAGCAGCCUGGAAAUAAGCGGUCCCAUCGAAGCCUCCGAUGCCGAUAACAGCGAAGUCGAUCAAUCGAUUGCUACAACAGAUGCCGACAAACAAACAAUUGAGUCGGAGACAAGUACGGUGUCAGUGGCAGAAACUGGGGAGAUGGCGGAGCCUCAUUCGCAACAAAUGGACGCUAAUCGCAGUUCCGUCUUCGAGGACGAGAGCAGCAACAGCGGCAGCUCGAGCAGCGGUGAACGAAGCGAUACCAGUUCAUCAGACUCGGAUGAGGGCAGCGAUGUUCGCGCUGAUGCUACCGAAGAUGAGCAUUCACCCAAUACAGUUGUCUUUGUGAGUAACGAAGAGUUUGCCGGCAGCCUUAAUGUGGCUGUCGGAGAAGAGGAGGAGGGAGUUAGCAAAAGUGUUGCUGCCGCAGAAGAAAUGGUUGCCAGCAGCGAGGUGACAGAGGUGGCUGUCGAAGAUGUUACUCCAAGCAACGCAGUGGAAAUGGCAAGCAAAGCGGAAACUCAGGCGGAAGCAGACAUUGAAAUGGAAGCAGUGGUGACAGAGGUGACGGAGACACCCGAGUCGCCCACCGAUGACGGGGACAUCGAUCUGUUGCUGCCAUACAAACGUAUGCGUUACAUGCCACCAGAGGCGUCCACAUACAGUCAACAUACAGAGAUGCGUCAACCGCCAGCUCCGCCGGUGCCACGAGUGGUGGUACGUGAUGUACGGCAACAGCGGAUGGCUGCGCCACCGAAACCCACACGCAAUCUGCUCAACGAAGACAUUGAGAACAUUUCGGGCAGCAGUGAGGAGAGCAACAGCAGCGAAGAGAGCGAAGACAAUGAGGAUGACGAUGAAUUCGAUGAGAAUGAUGAUGAUGGUGAUGAUGAUGCCACGUCGCGCGAGAUGGAGACGGCGCCCGGAACAACCGAUGUGGAGGCUGAAAGUGGUGAUAUUGGCGGUGGCAGCGCAAGUGGCGGUGAUCCGACACUGCAAAAGAUCGAUAUCAUUGAAAAUCCGAAUAGGAUCUAUUAUAUACGACGCGACGAUGGCACUGUACAUGCCGGCCAAGUGUUACAAUCACGAUGCACGGACAAUACGGGCACGCCGAAUGAAUACUAUGUGCACUAUGUUGGUCUCAAUCGUCGUCUGGACGCCUGGGUAAGCAGACAUCGCAUCUCAACGAAUGCUGAAGAUUUAGGUGGCGUGACAGUACCAACGCCAAUACCAUCGACACCAGCGAUUAGCGAACAGCCUGGCACAAGCAGUGCUAGUCUAAGUGCUAGUGCCAGCGGCAUUGGGAGUGGUAGCGGCAGUGGAAGUGGCAGUGCAAGUGGAGCUAAUAUCGUUGUAAGCAGCAGUAGCAGCAGCAGCGGUCAGGCAACGGAACAACGACCCAAGCGACAGGUGAACAAGGAUUACUAUCUGUCGGCAUGCGAUAAGAAUCGCUAUGAUUACAGCGACAAGAAGAUGACACGUUACCAAAAGCGACGCUACGAUGAGAUUAAUCAUGUGCAGAAGAGUCAUGCCGAACUCACAGCCGCCCAAGCAGCCCUCGAAAAGGAGCACGAGAACAUAACGAAAAUCAAAUACAUUGAUAAGCUGCAAUUUGGCAACUAUGAGAUUAAUACCUGGUACUUUAGUCCAUUCCCCGGCAAAUAUGGAAAGGCGCGUGUGCUGUACGUCUGCGAAUAUUGCCUCAAGUAUAUGCUGCUAGAGAAGAGCUAUCGGUACCACAUGAGCGAAUGCAAGCGACGUCAGCCGCCUGGUGAGGAAAUCUAUCGCAAGGGUACCAUUUCCAUAUUUGAGGUGAAUGGCAAAAAGGAGCCGCUCUAUUGUCAGCUGCUCUGUCUGAUGGCCAAACUGUUUCUCGACCACAAGGGUCUCUUCUUCGACAUGGAUCCAUUCUUUUUCUAUGUGCUCUGCGAAAUUGACAAGGAGGGCAGUCACAUUGUUGGCUAUUUCUCCAAAGAGAAGGGUUCUUAUAACAAUGUGGCAUGCAUUCUUGUCUUGCCACCGCAUCAGCGCAAAGGCUAUGGAAAACUCUUAAUUGCCUUUAGCUAUGUGCUGUCGCGCGAAGAGGGCAUCAUUGGCAGCCCGGAGACACCGCUGUCCGAUCUGGGACGUCUCAGCUAUCGCAGCUAUUGGGCGUACACGUUGCUCGAACUGAUGAAGGGACGCAGCUCAGCGGAACAGACGAGCAUCGAGGAAUUAAGCAAAGAGAGCGGCAUUACCCGAGAUGACAUCAUUUAUACGCUGCAAUCGAUGAAGAUGAUAAAAUAUUGGAAGGGACAAAAUGUGAUUUGUGUGACGGCCAAGACCAUACACGAGCAUCUACAGUUGCCCCAAUUCAAGCGACCCAAACUCACUAUCGAUUUAAACCUCUUGAAUUGGAAGCCACACAACACAUUGCCAUACCUCAUCACUCAGGUGCGCACCAUUGUGCCGGCGCCAACGGUGCCAGGCUCGCCGGCAACUCUAGGUACAUUGGCUGCCCUUGGUGUUCAUGCGGCUAUCGGAGGACUUGGAGCGCCGGCCGCAUUGGGCACGCCAGCGGCUCAGGGAGCACCUCCACCGCAGGAAGCGCCAGCGGCCAUUGAUAUGCCAGAGGCAUCUGAGGAGGCAAAAAGUCAAGCGUCAGCCACUCAGGCUGGCGGUUCUCGAGAGGAAGCCGAGAGUACGGAGGCUGGUGAGGAUCUGGAUAGUUCUAUGGAGGCCGAGCCGCCGGCGACAGUAGCAAGAGUUUAUUAGAUUAUGCUUUUUUUUUGCACGCUUAAGUAAUUUGAACCAUAUCUGUUUGCUUCAGAUACCUAUUAUUAUGAAAAUGUAUUGACAAGCUAAAAUUAAGUAGAUUGUAAUAUUUUU